This is a messenger RNA of Paramormyrops kingsleyae, 5236 nucleotides long. RefSeq names its product ER degradation-enhancing alpha-mannosidase-like protein 3. Gene Ontology annotation, cellular component: membrane; endoplasmic reticulum. NCBI's taxonomy places the organism in Eukaryota, Metazoa, Chordata, Actinopteri, Osteoglossiformes, Mormyridae. Gene Ontology annotation, biological process: carbohydrate metabolic process; mannose trimming involved in glycoprotein ERAD pathway; endoplasmic reticulum mannose trimming. Gene Ontology annotation, molecular function: calcium ion binding; mannosyl-oligosaccharide 1,2-alpha-mannosidase activity. The record is from RefSeq and is a predicted model, not a curated record.
CCCGGGGUUAGAACAGUGAAAGAUCCAAUGAGAACGGAAGGGUGUUUCUCUGUACUCGGGUCUGCUUCACCGCACCGGAAGUUAGCGAGAGCUAAUCGGUUAACACCAAAAUUAUAAACCUCAGGGGGCGAGGGCUCUCUGAGUCCCCGGGUCGGUGGAAGACCCAGAUGGGACUGUCUCUUGGGGCAUUUGUUGGCCGUGUUAGAAACAGGGUUUUGUGCAGUGUGGCGUUUAUAUUGUCGGGCUAACGCGGCUACCAGGCCGGGACCGGGACCAAGGAUGGAGUGCUGGCGAGGUUUGCCUUGCGCUGCAGGAGCGGACGGAAAAGCGGUGCACGAAGACGGCAGCGCGGCGCCGCGGCCGCCGAGACACCCGGGGAGGCGUCUGUGCUUUUGAGGGAGACUAGCAUUAGCAUUAGCAAGCUGGAGCCCCCCCGGUACGGAGUAGCUCGCUAACGGUGGUGGCCGGUAGUCUACAGGCUUUUUCCAUUUACGUUUUUAUUUGGUGUUUUCAUAUUUGUCCAGAUGUUUACGCUAUAAACACGUUUACAGACAUAUUGCUGUAUUUAUUACUGUACUCUUUGACACCGUUAAACGGACCCAGCUACUGAGGCCGGGUUAGCUGCCUAGCCGUGCUAAGUGCGGUGCGGGCCCGGUGUCAGCCAUUAACGCUGCCCUCCGUGUAUAAACAAAGCUCCCUUAUUUAAGCUCGCCAACAUUACCUUUUAUAUCACUUAAGGGCCGUACUUAUUUAAAAAGUAUUGGAAAUCGCUUAGCAUUUAGUCUAGGGCUGAAAACGGCUCCCCCCCCUACAUAGUAUGUGAUAUCUGUGUAUACGGUGCUGGAUCGCCGAUGAAUUUCGCCACUUGUCUUUUUUUUUAUUUAUUUUUUUAAUAAAACCCUUUUCUAUAAUUAACGCGACCUUUUGAAAUACUUCUGAAGGAGCGUUUUGAUAUUGACAUUUGCGGAGGCGUGGGGCGUACGGCCAACAGGGUGGAAGGCAUUUUAAACCUCGGGUUAGAAAGUUGUAUAUUGCAGAAGGGGUGUCCCAGCCAGGGGGGUAUUGGUAGGGGGCACCUAGAUCUUUGCUAUGGGGAUAAAGUGGGGAAUUAUCGUCGCCUUCAGCCUCCUCAGCUGGCUGAUCGGGAACCGGUGUCGGGCCAUGACGGCGGUGGAGAAGACCAAAAUCAGGGACCAGAUCUUGGAGAUGUUCGACCAUGCGUACGGCAGCUACAUGAAAUACGCCUACCCCGCUGAUGAGCUGAUGCCCCUCAGCUGCAGGGGUCGCGUGAGGGGGCUGGAGCCCCCCCGUGGGGACAUCGACGACUCGCUGGGCAAGUUCUCUCUCACGCUGGUUGACACCUUAGACACUCUUGUGGUGCUGAACAAGCUGGAGGAGUUUGAGGAAGCAGUGAAGAUGGCGGUGAAGGACGUCAGGCUAGAUAACGACAUCGUCGUGUCUGUGUUCGAGACCAACAUCCGGGUGCUAGGAGGCCUGUUGGGGGCGCACGUGAUGGCUGACCUGCUGCGUGGGCAGGGGGAGCGGAUGCAGUGGUACAGGGAUGAGCUGCUGCACAUGGCCAAGGAGUUGGGUCACCGGCUACUGCCUGCAUUCAACACCAGCAGCGGGCUGCCUUACCCUCGGGUGAACCUGCGCUAUGGGGUCCUGAAUCCGCUGUCACGCACCGGCACUGAGUCGGACACCUGCACGGCAUGCGCGGGAACGAUGAUCCUGGAGUUUGCGGCACUGAGCCGGCUGUCGGGGGACACCGUGUUCGAGGAACACGCCAGGAAGGCGCUGGAUGUGCUCUGGGACAAGAGGCAGAGAGGAAGUGACCUCGUGGGCACCGUCAUCAACAUCCACAACGGGGACUGGGUGCGCAGAGAUAGCGGUGUGGGGGCUGGUAUCGACUCAUACUACGAGUACCUGAUGAAGGCCUACAUUUUGCUGGGAGAUAACGUCUACCUGGAGAGGUUCAACGCGCACUACAGCGCCAUCAUGAAGUACAUAAGCCAGCCGCCGCUGCUGCUCAACGUACACAUGCACAACCCCACCGUGAGCGUGCGUGGCUGGAUGGAUUCCCUGCUGGCCUUCUUCCCUGGGCUGCAGGUGCUGAGAGGAGAUCUGAAGCCGGCCAUCGAGACACACGAGAUGCUCUACCAAGUGACGCAGGAGCACAAGUUCUUACCGGAGGCAUUCACCACCGAGUUCAAAGUUCAUUGGGGUCAGCACCUGCUGCGUCCUGAGUUCGCAGAGAGCACCUACUUCCUAUACAAGGCCACAGGGGACCCCUACUACCUGAAGGUGGGCCAGUCCAUCGUGGAGAAGCUCAACACUCACACCCGAGUGCCUUGCGGGUUUGCCGCCAUGCAGGAUGUCCGGACUGGGACCCAUGAGGACAGAAUGGAUUCCUUUUUCCUGGCGGAGAUGUUCAAGUACCUGUACCUCUUGUUCUCGGAGAAGAGUCAGCUACCGUUCGACAUUGACGACUACAUCUUCACCACGGAAGCUCACCUUUUGCCCAUGUCCUUGUCCAGCACACAACCCCCCUGCCAAGACAACAGAAUGGUGCAGGAAUCCCCGACAGCGGAGGACCUGUUCACCUACUCCUGUCCCAGCACCCAGACCCUCUUCCCCAACAACCCGUCAUUCGCCAGGACCAUCCGGGAUGGAUACAAGUACCUCACGGGGGUGGGCAGGGUGCAUCACCACGCCACGCCCAUCAGGGGCAUCGAGCUGCCUCUGCACGACAGCGGCAUGGAGUCCGUGGAGUUCUUCAGGAGCAUGGGCAUCUCUCUCGCCAAGCUGCACGACGUGGCGGCCAGCCUCAGCAACGCGGGGGCCAUGGCGGAUGCCGCGGGGCCCAAGGGCACAUACACAGUCAAGCUGAUAGCAGAGGUGAACCAGGCCACAGAGGAGGAGGAGGUGGUGCCGCUGGUCGUGCAGCUGAUCUCCCCGCCGUUCUUGGGCCGGACAGUGCUGAUGGCCGGGCCGGCCAAGUUCGGGAUGGACCUCACAAAGCAGGAGCACGGGGUGAAGGGCAGCAUAGUAAAGAGCGCCCCCUACAGCGCAUGUGGGCCCAUUGAGAACGCAGAGGAGCUGCGGGGCAACAUUGCCGUGGCGCUGCGUGGGGACUGCAUGUUUGCAUCCAAGGCCCGGAGGCUGCAGGAAGCGGGCGCCAUUGGGGUCAUCUUCAUUGACCACCGGGAGGGGAGCAGCAGUGAGGAAACACCCCUGUUCCAGAUGGUGGGUGAUGGGGGCUCCGUGUCUGACAUCACCAUACCGCUGGUCUUCCUGUUCAGCCGCGAGGGGGCUGUUCUGAGCGCCGCCCUGGAGGAGCACCGCAACGUGGACGUGCUGCUGCUACCCCGGGACCGGCAGCUGGGCCGAGAAAAGGCGAGCCAGCCGCUUGGUGUCAAUAUCAAGAUCCGUUUAUCCGGGGGUGGGGAGCUGCUGAGCGGAGAGGCCAAAGACGCCACCUUCCAGCUGCUGCUGGAACCGGGCGAGGAGGAAGAGGAGGAUGGGGAAGUAAAAAGCCCCAGCAGCCAGUGCCAUCUCUCAGACUUGCCUCCGCACACGGGCAAGCAGGCCAGCAGGGCCGGCUCCCAGUCCACGGCGUGCUCGUCCCACACCGACUCACAGAGCAGCCCCUGACAUUCUCGGAGGCACCACACCUCACCUUGAAGUGCUGACCAAUGCGCCGGGUUUUCUCAGCAUGCUGUGCUGGGGGAGGCGGAGUCACAGCCCCCCUGUUUGAGAGCUUGUAACCUCUGGACCAGGACUAAGUUACUGAUGUGUCCUAAGAGGAUAAGAGACACUGGGAAGUUGGACUCUUGUUGAACUGGGUUUCCUAAGAUUUAUCACGUACUGUUAUAGUAGCUGAAAUCAUGAAAUAAUAUAUAAAAUAAUGGGGGGGGGGGGGAUCUGUACAUGCAAGGGGACUUGCUACAGUUAUGUAGGGAUGCUAAUUAGCCUAAUGUCAGCUAAGAAUAACAAAGGUGGGACCUGAGUUGGGGGGUUAGGCUUACACGAGCUACAUUUCUUAGCCAUGGAGUGCUUCUCCACUUAAAAUGCCAAAAGGAGGCGGCUGCUGCAAUGGCAGCUGCAGACGGUUUUGGGGUAGUGGUGGACGCCAUUUUUAAUAAGUGGUAGACAAUGGCUGGUACUGUAUUAGGUUGUGUUAUAACGUGCGGCCAGUGCGGUGAACCGCAGCGUUCAUACUUAUCGUGUACUUGAACAUCGGGCAGUUUCUGUUUAAUCACGUGUGAUGGAUGGGAACAGCGGUCUUACCUGGCAUUACACUACAGAGGCGCACUCGACACGCCGCGUUCUGUGGGCGGGGCCUGAGUUUCACUUAUGAUUCUAGUCUUCACUAUUAUAAAGAACCUGUCCAGCAUACCUCAUGUUGCGCCUGCAAAACGGGCACCGGGGUCUCGUCUGGUUCAGAUGUCGCGGUAGUGGACAGUCUACACCUCAUAUCCACUUGCUGCACAUCGCGCGGGGACGGGAGACUGCAGACUGCCUGCCUUCCGGCUCGUUCAUAUCACCCUUUACAGAAUAACGUUGAGUUAGCAAGCUUCAGAAAUGUGUAAAAUUAGUGGUGAUGAAAAAAAUUGGGUCCUUUUGUACGCAACCUGCAAGAGGUGAGCUGAAGCUUGGUCAGCAAUACCAUCUAUAGCCAUAUUAUAUAUAUUUAAUUUAAAUUUGGGUAUUAGAAUUAUGCGCACGAAACGGGGUUCUUGUCACUGUGAUUCGUUUUCACUUAAAACCUACGACCUCAUGGGUAGCGGUGGGAAUCAUUAACCUGUCUAAAAAUGCCUUGUGUGGGUUUUUUAAGACGUCUUGCAGGAUAUCAUUUCACCGUAACGCUUGGCAGCGCCGCACUUUAUGAGAUACGCGCUGCAAAGUGCGUUGGGAAAGUCUUAAUCUUACCUGCUAGGCCGUGAUAAAGCGGUAUUUUAUCGUGCACAUCCAUACGAUGCGUUUUCUCAAGGGCUCACUUGUGUUUCACUAGCGAAGCGCCACCUACUACAAAGUAAGGUUGUGUGUGUGUUUUGUGGUAUUUAUUCUUAAUUGCAGUACCAUCCGGAAAUAUUGAUGGCAAAGCAGGUGAACGUAAGUGCCAAAGUCUUUUAGUCCUUUUGCUGUAACAGUAAUGCUUUCCACUGUGUGGUUUUUGAUAAAUGUUCUUAUAAAAACGACCUGAAUUAGUCAAUAAACUAGACUUACAAACGCA